GGGAGCCCCGCGGGGCCGGGCAAGGUGAGGUGCAGGCUGACAGGCCAUGAGCUGCCCUGUCGCCUGUCGGAGCUGCAGGCUUACACCAGCGGCAAAAAGUACCAGCGGCUCAUAAAGGCAGCCAGAGAGUUCGACUAUGGCACGUUUGAGCCCCACAUAGUGCCCAGCACCAAGAAUUUACACCAGCUGUUCUGCAAGCUCACCCUCAGACACAUCAACAAGCUUCCAGAGCACGUCCUGCGUCACGUCCAAGGGAAGCGCUACCAGAAGGCCCUGAAAACAUAUGAGGAAUGCCAGAGGGAAGGAGUAGAGUAUGUCCCUGCUUGCCUGAGACAGAAGAAGCAGCGGGCACAGCACCCCGAUGACCAAAGGAACGGGAGCAGGCAGCCUCACAGGAAAGAGGAGUUCUGGGAGCCAAAGUCCAGUGAGGAGGAUGGAGAGGAGACAGACGACAGCAUGAGUGACCUCUACCCACCUGCACUCUUCCCAGAAAAAAACCCAUCAGCUCCACAGACCACGAAGGGCAGCGAUGACUUUGUGACAGACAGCGAGGAUGACGGCACCAAGCAGAAUGGAGAGCACGGGGCAAGGAGGGAUGGCAGCAGAGCAGCUGGCAAGAGAGGAAAGAAACAGACAGGCCCUUUAAAGAAGAAAUUCAAGAGCCAUCAUCGAAAACCCAAAAACUUCAAGAAAGCAACCAAUGGGAAAUAAAUUCUAUGAUAAAUACCUGGCCUGAAGCUUGUUGUGUAACAAUUCCAGUGAGAACACAGGAUGAAGUGUCUGCUUACAGUUAACUGCUACAGGUGUGGAGGGGAACAAUAAGGCAGAAUUAAGUUGCAUUUCAAGAGCUUCAAGCCAUCCCCACACCAAGGGAAGGAUGUCUGCUGCACAGUCCACACAGCUCAGUUUUUUGCAGAAAACUGCUUUUUGUUAGGCAGGAAAGCACAGCAGCUCAGCGGUGGAGCAGCACCAGCCACACACGCCAAGUGGAUACAAAGAUGCCAUUGUUUUAUUUUGAUUGUUUUCAAAAAUCAAAACAUUUUCAAACACAACUAAGGUACAAAAUACAGCAUAAAAUGAGAAUUUAUACUUAUUUCUUUUUUUUUUUCCACAUAGAAAGCAAAAAUAUAUUCAGAGUGAAUUCCAGAACACUUUGCAGAGCCAAUUGGUAGCUGACAUCCUGCUUGUGAGAGCUUCUCAGCCACGGGGAGAGGUCACUGUAUUUCUGGGAGAUGCACAAGUACAGCAGUGUAUGUAGGAAACCAGAAUCUUCUGCAUCAGGACUCACAGUUAAUAAGUCUGCACGUUGUGCUGCCUAGAAGUAUCUGAUAAUGCCCUCCACCUAACUGUGCCCCUGGAACACUGAAGUAGUCCUGCUGCAGGGGACUGCAACAGUUCCUUUUCUAGGGUCUUUUGUUGGAAAGGAGACUUGAUUUUUCACAGAGGAAACUAGUCAAUAUUUCAGACUAGUCUGUCAUCCAGCUCCUUAGUUAGACAGGACACAAGGAAGUUGAGAAAGACAAGGGGCUACUUGCAGGAAUAGUUUGUGUCAUUUAUAAAUACUAUGAACAUCAACAGCAGUUCAGGUAUCUGAGAGUGGCUGCCUUGACCAGUCUAGAACCGUUGUAAGACCUGCAGUGAAACAGUGAAAGCCUCCUGUGCUGCAGAUCUGUGACUGAAAGGACCAGGAAGAGUCAGACACACUGAACACUUGAGGUGAAGACUUCUCUUGGAAAACUUCCUUGAAAAAAAAGCCAUCAGUGACCUUAAUGCUGAAUUCCCCUCCCAUCAAUCUGGACAUGGGGAUUGGACUAAAUGAUCUCCAGAGGUCCCUUCCAACCCCAACUAUUCUGGGAUAGCAACUGGCUUCCUCCAGCAGCAGCACAUCUUGCCCUUACAGAGGGUAUUAUCCCCUUAAGAUGAUGAAAUCACUGGUUUAACUUUCAACAGUGCUCCUCUAUUUUUCAUUAGUUCUUUCAGCCCAGUUUUCUCACCUAAAAAGCAACUGUUAAACUGAACUGUCCAGGUGAGUGUCUUUGUCAGGAGAUCCUGGAGAACAGCUCCCACUGGAGAUGUUCACCUGAAUUCCUCCUUGAACCAAGAGCUGAGCAUCUUCCUCAGGGGAGGCAACAGAGCAAGGAAUCAGUGUAAUGGUAGGAAGUUGGCAGGG
This is a messenger RNA of Ficedula albicollis (Collared flycatcher), 2170 nucleotides long. It is a transcript of the gene SURF2, whose product is annotated as surfeit 2. The record is from RefSeq and is a predicted model, not a curated record. The annotation marks the transcript as partial. Lineage: Eukaryota; Metazoa; Chordata; Aves; Passeriformes; Muscicapidae. The transcript has 6 exons.